This is a messenger RNA of Striga asiatica, 1629 nucleotides long. The record is from the annotation of a GenBank genome assembly. NCBI's taxonomy places the organism in Eukaryota, Viridiplantae, Streptophyta, Magnoliopsida, Lamiales, Orobanchaceae.
AAGGAAAAGAAAAAGUUAUAAUUUUAUUUAUUUUUCCAUUUUCCAUUUCCCCUUUUUCUCCACCGCUUUGUACGUAGGCUGUUACUGUUCGUCUCCUCCACCUGUCAGCCUGUCCGUCGUCUUUCUUCACACGCAAAAAAGCUCGCGCGCACACACUCACACACAGUUGUGCGUUUGAUCGCAGUCUUAUGUGGUGUUCUUCUUUUUCUUUUUUUGGGAUUUGUUAUACGAAUAUAAUAUAGAAGCACACAGGAGAUUUUAGCCGAGGUGAUUUGAGGCGAUAUAGAAAAGGCAGAGGUUUAAUUUCAGCUGGAGGAAACUCAAAUCUCCACAUCUCACUUUGUGUCUCGGAUUAAUCGAAUCAUUAGCUUGAUAUCGAAGCCUUGGUAUAUGGUGAGCUUCUGCCGAACUGCUCGAACUCCAUAGCUACCUAUGAAAGAAUCCACGUCAUGGAGGUGGAUGAUGAAGAAAAGACAUUUCUUAUUUGAUGGGCUAGCAUGUGGGGCGAAGAUGACACAGCUUCCGUUUAUGGUAUUUGUCUGUACAGUAAUGUUGUUCAUCAUAUAUCGGACAACAAAUUACCAGUAUCAACAGACUGAGAUGGACUCGAAAUUGUACCCUUUUUAUACAUCAAAGGACCCGGGCAUGGUUACCACUGGCUUGAAUGGCCUGCCACGUGGAAUCAUUGAAGCAAAAUCGGACCUUGAAUUGAAGCCUUUAUGGAGUAGUUCUAAAUCAAAGAAAAGUGUGCGGAGCUCUUACAAUUUGCUUGCGAUGCCUGUUGGAAUUAAACAAAAGAAGAAUGUCAAUGCCGUUGUUCAAAAGUUUCUUUCAGAAAAUUUUACAAUCGUUUUGUUCCAUUAUGAUGGGAACUUGAAUGGUUGGUCAGACCUGAAGUGGAGUAGUGAAGCUGUACAUAUAGUAGCUCACAACCAAACAAAAUGGUGGUUUGCAAAGCGCUUUUUGCAUCCAGCUGUUGUCUCUAGUUAUGAUUACAUAUUCCUCUGGGACGAAGAUUUGGGGGUUGAAAAUUUCCACCCUGGAAGGUAUCUGGAGAUUAUAAAAUCAGCUGGACUAGAAAUAUCUCAGCCAGCUUUAGAUCCGAAUUCUACAGGUAUACAUCACAGGAUCACAAUUAGAAACCGAAUGAAGAUAUUCCAUAGAAGGGUCUAUGAAGCCAGAGGAAGUACCAAGUGUUCAGAUGAUAGUGAAGGGCCACCAUGCACUGGCUUUNGAUUUGUGGAAGGAAUGGCUCCUGUAUUUUCCAGGUCAGCGUGGCAGUGUGCCUGGCAUUUGAUACAGAAUGAUCUUGUUCAUGGAUGGGGCAUGGACAUGAAACUCGGUUACUGUGCACAGGGGGAUCGCACGAAAAAGGUAGGUGUAGUUGAUAGUGAAUUCGUCGUUCAUCAGAGUAUUCAAACUUUGGGUGGGCCAUCUGCAAAGAAGAGGCACACCAUAGAUGUUAGAUCAGAGAUUAGGAGACAAUCGACAAUAGAGCUUCAAACAUUUAAGCAACGAUGGGAACAGGCUGUGAAGGAGGACAGCAAAUGGGUCGACCCGUUUCCUUCGACCCGUAAACAAAGGCUUAGAAGAAGGCGAGGCCAUAAACGUAACGUGUCCAAGUUUUAG